Messenger RNA from Stereum hirsutum FP-91666 SS1, 2577 nucleotides. RefSeq lists its product as uncharacterized. The record is from RefSeq and is a predicted model, not a curated record. The transcript is spliced from 6 exons. NCBI's taxonomy places the organism in Eukaryota, Fungi, Basidiomycota, Agaricomycetes, Russulales, Stereaceae. Bases 1 to 2577 code for a protein of 858 amino acids. Gene Ontology annotation, molecular function: GTP-dependent polyribonucleotide 5'-hydroxyl-kinase activity; RNA ligase (ATP) activity; ATP binding. Gene Ontology annotation, biological process: tRNA splicing, via endonucleolytic cleavage and ligation. Gene Ontology annotation, cellular component: nuclear inner membrane.
AUGGCCUCCCUCCCCCCAAAAUACAGCCCCUCCGACUCAGAGCUCAUCAGCGCUCUGCACCGCCUGCACAAGAAAUCCCCGAAACUGGUCCGGUCCUCGAAAUACGAGGCGCCGGAGGAUGCGAGCAUCAUCGUCGAGAGUUGGAAGAUGAACGAGUUCAAGUAUUAUGAUAUCCCGAGUCCGUUCCCGACGUUGGCGAGGGGCUUGUUUACGGUUGAUGUGACGGAUGGGAGGGGCGAUGCGAAGGAGGGUGAGAGUGGUAGGGAGAGGGAGUAUAGGAUCGUGGCGAGGGGGUAUGAUAAGUUUUUCAACAUCGGGGAGGUUCCGUGGACUACCUGGGCGGCCCUUGAGGAACAUACGACGCCGCCGUACACGCUCACGCUCAAAUCGAACGGUUGCAUCAUCUUCAUCGGCGCACUCACGCCUGACAAACUGCUCAUCACCUCGAAACAUUCGCUCGGUCCCAUCCAAGGCGUCGUGGAGUCGCACGCUCAAGUUGGUGAGCGCUGGCUCGUGAAGCAUCUCGAGAGCGUGGGGAAGACGAGGGAGGAGUUGGCGAGGACGUUGUGGGACGAGAAUUGGACGGCUGUUGCUGAGCUCUGCGACGACUCCUUCGAAGAACACGUCCUCCCCUACUCAAAAGACAAAACCGGUCUCCACCUCCACGGUCUCAACACCUGCUCCCGCCACUUCACCACCCAGCCCCCCUCCGUCGUCGACGCCUUCGCCGCCACAUGGGGCUUCAUCCCCACAGCCUCCACCACUCUUUCCACUAUCGCCGAAGUCAAAGCGUUCACUGAACAGAUAGGUAAGGAGGGGAAGUGGAGGGGCGAGGCGUUGGAGGGGUUCGUGGUUAGGACGCAUGUGGCGCCGCGCGCACCGAGGGAAAAGGGACAAGGUAUAAGGAAAGGAGAGUCCCCGUACGAGCCCGGCAGCUCGUUCUUCUUCAAAGUGAAAUUCGACGAGCCGUAUAUGAUGUAUCGCGACUGGCGCGAGGUCACGAAGAUGCUACUCACGGCGUACGCGAAGGGUGGGGCCAAGGGCAUGGACGAAGCGAGGCUGCCGAAGAGUAAGAUGGGGAGGAGGGAGACGAGAGCGUAUGUGAAGUGGGUGAAGGGGGAGAUUGCGAGCGAUGCUGGGAAGUUUGAGGGGUUUGGGAAGGGGAGGGGGAUUAUUGCGACGAGGGAGAGGUUUUUGAAGUGGGUAGAAGACAAUAAGGACGAAAGGGAGAGCGGGAGUGAGAGUGGGGGAGAGGAGGGGAAGAAAGAGAAAGGAGGAAAGGAUGGGUUUGGGAAGACGAUCAUUGUGCCGAUCGCGAUUCCGGGUGUUGGCAAAACAUCCAUCGCCGUCGCACUAACGCAUAUAUUCGGCUGGGGACAUACGCAGAGCGACGACGUGAAGGGGAAGAAGGCGGCGGUGCAGUUCAUCAAGAAUGUGCAGGCAUUGUUGAAGGAGCACGAUGUCGUCAUUGCUGAUAAGAACAACCACCUCCGCCAACACCGCCAAGCCCUCCGCGACGCCACGUCCUCCCACUCCCCACCCGUCCGCCUCCUCGCCCUAAACUGGUCCCUCACUCACACCUCCCUCCCCAUCCCCACCAUACACCGCAUCUGCUCCGACCGUAUCCUCGGGCGCGGGACGAAUCAUCAAUCGCUGCUUGCGGAUCCUUCGACGGCAAGGACACACGAAGAGGUUGUGUGGCAGUUCAUAAGACAGAGCGAGGAGUUGGGCGAGGGAGAGGUGGAUGCGGUGGUGGAGAUGGAUGUGCAGGAGGGGGUGGAGGAAGGCGUGCGGAGGGCUGUUAGGGGCAUUAUCGAUAUUCUCGGUGAAGAGAAGGUGGGGCUGAGUGGGAUGGAGUUGGAGGAGAGGAUCGGGGAGGGAGUCAGAGUUGCGAGGGAGUAUGCGUAUGAGAAGUCGAAGAAGGAAGAGAAGAGGGAGAUAGAGAAGGCUGCGAAGGAGGAGAAACAGGAGAAGAAGAAGAAGAGGGACAAGUCGCCUUCCCGACCUCGAUACUUCGGCAUCCUGGCGGAAGUGGACCUCCAGUCCGUCCUCGAUGCGCGGUUCGCAGAGCUUCCGAAUGGGCCGGACACGGAGUUCUGGGAAGAGCUGAAGCAGAACGGGAGGGUGAGCAAGAGGCCGCAUAUCACGAUCGCGCACGUCAACGGCUUGCCGGGCGAUAUCGAUCUAUGGGAGAGGUGUACGAGGGUUGUCGAAGCUGCGACGGAUGGGGAGGAGAUCAUGUUCAAGUUUAGGCUAGGAGAGGUGGUCAGUAACGACAGGGUCAUGUCCGCGACCAUCGAAGAUCUUCAGCUCGACGAUGGAACGUCGGAUUCUGCGUCUGGCGAGACUGAUCAGAAUGAUGAAGGGCAGGUAGGGACGGAGUUCGUUGAGCGGUUGCCGUCGGAUUUGAGGAACAGGUUGCAUAUCACGGUGGGGACGAAGAACGGUAAGGUUCCGCCAGUAGAGGGGAAGUUUUUGGUCGAACAGUGGAAGAAGGGGGAGGAUCUCGCGGGUGUGAGGUGUAUCAAGCUCAACGAUGUCGUCGUGAAGGGCCGGUUGAGGGGGUUGUUUCAGUGA